Messenger RNA from Rhodamnia argentea, 2424 nucleotides. RefSeq names its product cysteine-rich receptor-like protein kinase 5. The transcript has 7 exons. Lineage: Eukaryota; Viridiplantae; Streptophyta; Magnoliopsida; Myrtales; Myrtaceae. Gene Ontology annotation, molecular function: ATP binding; protein kinase activity. The coding region runs from base 101 to 2101 and encodes 666 amino acids. Gene Ontology annotation, biological process: protein phosphorylation. The record is from RefSeq and is a predicted model, not a curated record.
UUUUUGAGAAUCCGCGAUUGAAGGUGGAUGAUGUACAGAGUCACGUAGACUCGUAGUCCUUUACCAUCUUCAAACAUCUCUGUUGUGGCCUCGCAAUUGAAUGGAAAAGAGAGAGAGCAAAAGGAUGCCGAUGGCACGUUUUCUGCUUCCUUUCAUCCUCAGUUUUUUCACCAUCAAAGCUGCUGAAUCCACCCUCACCAUGAGCAAACAUCACUGCUCAAACUCAACCACCUUCUCUUCCCAUAGCACCUACCACACCAACCUCGAUCGUGUUCUCGAUGAUCUCGUUAGAGAAGCGGGUGCCGACGCUGUUGACGGGUUCAACUUCACUUCGAGGGAAGCCAGCUCGAGCGAGGCCGUCUACGGCAGCUUUAUGUGCAAAGGCGAUGUCUCAAAGAAAGAGUGCGCAGAAUGCGUCAAGAACGCGAGACUUGCGAUAACCCGGAUAUGCCGGAUGACGAAAGUCUCCUUCUUGUGGUACGAUCAGUGCAUGUUGCGCUUCUCCGACUCCAAUUUCACCAGGAAGAUGGAGCUGGCACCUCUGUUGGAUGGAUACAAUGAAGAGAAUAUAGAACAGCCAGAUGAAUUCAUGAAGCUUCUGAACAAGACGAUGGAUCACGCGGCUAGAGAGGUUGCUCGGCAUCCUCCUAGGAUGUAUGGCCAUUGCGACGCCAAGUUAAGCCAGGAGAAAACGUUGUACACAUUCGCACAAUGUGUGCCUUAUAUUUCCAAUAACAAUUGUUCAGAGUGCCUUCGCAACGCCUUAUCGAGCCUCUUAACCCUCCAAAAGGGGAAAAUCGGGGGCCGAGUGUUGCUUCCAAGUUGCUUUGUCAGGUUCGAGAUUUACCCGUUUUACCGGAGCAGCUCAAAAGGGAAAGUGCACUUCCUGUUGAAAAUAUCGGCUGCAAUCCUCGCUGGAGCCGUAGGAUCGACGCUACUUUUUUGCAUGAUAGUCUGGCAUUUACUACGAGGAAGAAGAGCUUUAAGAAGGGAGAGCGGAAGUCGUACAGAAGAAGAUCCGAUUGUUAGGAGGCAAAUUUCUGAACUCCAUUCCCUGCAAUUUGAUCUGCGAACGAUAGAAGCCGCCACAAACAAGUUCUCGAAUGACAAGAAGUUAGGGGAAGGCGGAUUUGGUCCAGUUUACAAGGGUACACUACCCGGUGGUCAAGAAAUUGCAGCAAAGAGGCUAUCUAGGAGCUCCGGACAGGGAGUCGAAGAAUUCAAGACCGAGGUCGAAUUAGUAGCCAAGCUUCAACACAGAAACCUAGUGAGGCUAUUGGGAUUCUCCAUGGAAAGAGAUGAAACAAUACUAGUCUAUGAAUACGUGCCCAACGGGAGCCUCGAUUGCUUGUUAUUUGAUCCCAUGCUCAGUGGACAACUGGAUUGGUCAACACGUUACAAGGUCAUGGUAGGGGUGGCACGCGGACUACUAUAUCUUCAUGAAGAUUCUCGGCUUCGAAUUAUCCAUCGUGAUCUCAAAGCCAGCAACAUUCUGCUAGAUGCUGACAUGAACCCAAAAAUCUCAGAUUUUGGUUUGGCCCGAAUCUUCGGUACUGAUCAGACUCAAGCAAGCACAAAUAGAAUCGUGGGAACAUAUGGCUACAUGUCUCCUGAGUAUCUGAUGUUUGGACACUUCUCAGUAAAAUCCGAUGUCUUCAGCUACGGCGUGUUAAUGCUAGAGAUUAUAACCGGCAAAAAGAACAGCCAAUUCUUCGCAUUGGACUGCGAUGACGGCCUGCUAGGCUAUGUUUGGAAGCACUGGAGCAACCGAACUCCGUCAGAAGCAGUGGACCCAGCUUUAAGUAAAGCUUACUCCGUGAACGAAGUGAUCAAAUGCAUGCACAUUGGCUUGCUCUGUGUGCAAGACGACACAGAAGACCGACCUACCAUGGAUUUGGUUAUUCUCAUGUUAAACAGCGAGUCUAUUAGCAUCCCAGUGCCUCAAAAACCUUCAUUCUUCUUUCCUGUUAAGAAGUACAUACAGCCACCUUGUGUGCUGAACUCAGAUCAAUCUACCAACAAACUGGACCAAUCUAAUAGCAAGAUAAUGUCACCGUGGUCUGCUGCUGAUAGUGGUUGCGCUGAUUCAGAUCCACGGUAGCCGAGAUUUUGUGGCUACCAUUUAGAUUAACUCAUUGUUUAGAUUUUACCAGACAAAUCCGGUAGGUACACUUUACUGUUGUAAGAGAAUUGAUGUAUCUUCUUGCCAGGACUCUGGCUUAUUAUUUCUAGUAUGAGAAUAACAGAAGGGCAAACAGGUAAGAGCAAUACCAUUUGCUUGGAAGAGCUUGGCAAUUAGAAUGUGAUUAACAUUUAGGCUUUAUGACAUGGCACAUUGUGACGAGACUCGUGUUUUUACAGAAAUUUCAGUUUUUCAUGCUUCAAAUGUUGUAUAUAAUUAGAAAAAUUUUCAAGUCGUUCACU